AUGUUCAAGUCGAUUGCUGUCGCUCUCACUCUCGCUACUUUCGCGCUCUCCACCCCUCUUCCCCGCGCCGCAGUCACUGACACCCAAGUGCUGCAGUUCGCACUUACCCUCGAGCACCUUGAGAACGCGUUCUAUACCGAGGCGCUCUCCAAGUUCUCCGAGCAGGACUUUGCCGACGCCGGCUUCGAGCCCUGGGUCCGCGGCCGGUUCAACCAGAUCUCCAAGCACGAGGCCGCCCACGUCGCCUUCCUGGAGUCCGCGCUCGGGGACAGCGCGACCAAGCCGUGCAAGUACUCGUUCCCCUUCGACUCUCCGCGCUCCUUUGCGGCGCUCUCGAUGGUGCUCGAGACCGUCGGAGGUUCGGCGUACCUCGGCGCCGCGCAAUUCUUGCAGGAUAAGGGCACCCUGACGGACGCCGCGUCCAUCCUCGCCGCCGAGUCUCGCCACUCCGGCUGGGUCUCCGCCGCGGUGCUCAAGAACCAGCCGUGGGAGGGCGCGUUCGAGACCCCGCUCCUCCCGAGCGGCGCGUUCUCGCUCGCCGCGCAGUUCAUCACCUCCUGCCCGUCCGACAACCCGGCGCUCCCCGUGCAGGCGCACCCGGCGCUGUCCGUCUCGACCGGCACACCUACCCCCGGCGCGUCCGUCAAGUUCACGGUCGGCGGGAGCGGGAGCUCGGGCACUAAGUUCGUCGCGUGGCUCGACGGCGUCGGGGACCCCGUGUACACGGCGGUGGGGAGCGACGGCUCGACGACGGUGCCGAAGGGGCUGGCGGGGACGGUGUACGCGGCGAUGGUGUCGUCGAAGGACGGGGCUGUGAGCGAUGCGACGCUGCUCUCCGGGUUUGCGGUUUUCCAGUUCACGUUCUCGUCCCAGGCUUGA
Molecule: messenger RNA, 879 nt
Organism: Epithele typhae
Lineage: Eukaryota; Fungi; Basidiomycota; Agaricomycetes; Polyporales; Epitheliaceae
Product: ferritin-like domain-containing protein
Exons: 4
Coding region: 1-879 (292 amino acids)
Source: RefSeq, a predicted model, not a curated record